Molecule: messenger RNA, 1785 nt
Organism: Astrephomene gubernaculifera
Lineage: Eukaryota; Viridiplantae; Chlorophyta; Chlorophyceae; Chlamydomonadales; Astrephomenaceae
Source: the annotation of a GenBank genome assembly
GGUUAGACCUGUCGCGGUUUGCGUCCGCCGCGGGUGGCGGCAGCAGCAGCAGCGGUGGAGGGCCCCGGGGAGACACGGGCUUGCUGCCGCUGUCGGAGGAGGACAGGUUGAAGUUCGACUUCCGUCACUGGUUGUCCCAGGGUGCCAAGCUGGUGGGCUCGCAGUCCAAGGACUGUGAGGCGCAGUACGGCUUGCCGUACAUUGAGCGCUGGCGCAAGGCACGACUCAGCUGGUGCGUCGCGGAUAUGUCCGCGGGGGCGGGGGCAGGAGCCACCACCACCACCGGCAGCAGCAGCAGCGGCAGCAGCGGCAGCGAGGUACCUGCAUCCCCGCUGAUCACCACCUCCAGCAUCCAGCUGUAUCCCUUCACGGACAGAGGCGCCGCCGCCAUGUUCGCAGCCUCCACGAACACCGCGCUGGACAGCAGUGCCUUCCUGGGCACCCUGCCGGGCGGCCUGCCCGCUGCCCCCGCUGGUUCCUACCGGGCCGCAUGCCACGUGGGCAGCGGGGCGGGGCCGGGGGCGCAGCACGCGGGGGUGGAGGGCGUGCGGCGGUGGGUGGGGAGCGCGCUCAAGACCGACGCCUACGCCAGCAUCACCGCAGCAUGCGCCCUGCCCGGCACCACCGCCGUCAACAGCAGCAGUAAGACCAGCCGCGCUGCCCCAGCAUCUCACACCGGCGGGAGCAGCAGCAGCAGCAGCAGGGGGCCCCCCCCGGUGUUGCACCCGGUGCUGCUGCUGACGCGCUGGGACCCCACCAACGCGCUACACAGCCUAGAGGAGGCGGUGACCGCCUUCGUGACUCUGGCGGUGCUGGACGACCCCGACCUGCGCACACAGGGGCUGCAGGUUGUGGUUGCGGACGGCAAGCCCGACGGCUUCUUUCUGGACGUGUGGGCGGCCCUGUCGCGGCCCUACCCGCUGCGGCUGCUUGCGCGGCAACCCUGGCCGGCGGACACCUGCCUCACCCGUUCCCUCCACAGCGCCUCCGGCGGCCCCUCCAUCCUGACCUCCAUGGGGGUGGUGCAGCGGACGAACUGCAGAUCCCCGGUGGCCGUGGGUGCGGCUCUGUGGUUGCGCUACAUGCUGGCCCCCGCCCUCCAGCCGCUGCUGCACAGCCCCUUCAAGGCGAACCUGCAGACGCCGGGCGUCACACACAAGACGGUGGUGUGGAUCAGCCGCCGUAACUUCGAGGCGGCGUCCCGGGACUCCCUGAGCCCCUGGCAGGAGCAGCGCAGGUUCUCAAACGAAGGCGAGGUGGUGUUGGAGUUGCAGCGGGAGGUCUGGCGCUGGAACGAUGAGGCCUGUCUGCGCAGCGGCAUGCCCAAGUCAUUCGGGGACAGCGGGCGGCAGCGGCGGCGGCAGCUGAGAAGCGCGCUGCUACGCGGGGUGGACAGCGGGGAGGGGAAGCAGUUGGGCGUGGUGUUGGGGGCGGCGGAGCAGCAGCAGCAGCAGUUGCAGCAGCAGCGGGGGCGGCGGCUGCAGGGGGGAAGUAGCUCCCCCCGCUGCCGCCCUGCCAACGUGUUCUUCGAGUUGCGGGUGGUGGAUCUGAGCAGCUUGCCGCUCUACCCGGACCAGCUGCAGGUGCUGGGUACCGCGUCCAUCCUGGCGGGGGCGCACGGGGCGGGUCUGGCCAACAUUAUGUGGCUGCCCCCGGGGCGGGGGGGCGUGCUGGAGCUGCAACACAACUCCGCGGGCAACCAGCACUAUCACAACAUGGCUGCCCUGCUGGGUCACCAGUACGUGGCGGUGGAGAGCGACGGCGACCGAGUGGAGCUGGCGGAGG